Messenger RNA from Fukomys damarensis (Damara mole-rat), 3495 nucleotides. RefSeq names its product myotubularin related protein 11 (gene Mtmr11). Lineage: Eukaryota; Metazoa; Chordata; Mammalia; Rodentia; Bathyergidae. The record is from RefSeq and is a predicted model, not a curated record.
CUCUUUCUGAGGCAUCUCCAUUUCCUUUCUACUUUUCCAAGAUUGUGUGUAUUCUCCUUUAAGGGGCUGGGCAGCUCUCCGCCCUCUCCAGAGUCGCCUGAAGUUUCCGAGGAGCCUCCCGUGGCCGGGCCGGUCACACCUUUCAGAAGACCCCCCGAACUGCGCUCCCUGCACCUCAGAGGCUUCUUCCUCUCGAGUCCUCCCACGUGCCUCUCUGUUUCAUCUCCCUUUUCUCAACUGAGACUCAGCCCUUUCCCCGCGGGACUCAGCAUCCUCAAGGUUUCCUACCCUUAGUGCUCCAUCCCCGGAUGGAGCCAGAGAAAUGUGGUGGGGGGGCCGGGGCCAGAGUUUCAACAUUGCCCCCCAGAAGGAGGAGCCAGAGAUGGGGUCCCUCCCUUUGGCGUCUGCCCGCACCGGUCUCGAGCUCCGCAGGACACAGAUCUGUUUCCCGGGAGUCUGAGCGUAGGCCUCUAAAGGGGCCUCUGAGGGAAUCCCAGACCCAGGGCGGGGCGGCCUGGGAUCACAACUGCGCGCCCCCUCAGCUCUCUGGGCCCAGGUCCAUCCGGGGAAGCAGGAUGCCGGAGCACAGGAGCCGUCAGCCUGGCAGCCGCCUGGCCUCUGGAUGCCUCCCAGGGGAGCAGAUACUAGCAUGGGCCCCAGGGCUGAGGAAAGGACUGGAACCCGAAUUGCCUGGAACCCUGAUGUGCACCAACUUCAGGGUUACCUUCUGGCCCUGCGGAUGGCAGCGGAGCCAGGACACUCCCCUGAGCAGUGAAUAUGAUUUUGCCUUGGGCAACAUUGGCCGAUUAGAAGCUGUGAGUGGCUUGUCACGAGUUCAGCUCCUUCGUCCAGGGUCACAGCUCAAGUUUAUCCCUGAGGAGAUUCUGAUUCACGGCCGAGACUUCCGACUGCUCAGGGUUGGUUUUGAGGCUGGAGGAUUAGAACCUCAGGCCUUUCAGGUGACCAUGGCCAUUGUCCAAGCCAGAGCUCAGAGCAGUCAAACCCAGCAGUAUGCAGGGAUAACUCAGAGGAAGGCUGCCCAGGGUUCUGGCUCCAGAAAACCACCAAUACCUCUGCUGGAGACAUCGGAAGACUGGGAAACUGAGCUGAAGAAGCAGGGAGCCACAGGCUGGAGGGUCAGCACCGUCAAUGCGAGGUUCGACAUCGCUACCAGCCUCCCCCGUUACAUCUGGGUCCCUAAUAGAACUCUGGACAGCGAGGUCAGGAGAGCAUUUGGCCACUUCCAUCAGGGCCGUGGACCGCGCCUGUCCUGGCAUCACCCUGGGGGCAGUGAUCUUCUUCGUUGUGGAGGCUUUUACACAGCCAGUGACCCCAACAAGGAGGAUAUCAGAGCGGUGGAGUCCAUGCUCCAGGCUGGACACUCGGACGUUGUCCUGGUAGACACGAUGGAUGAGCUGCCUAGUCUUGCAGAUGUCCAGCUUGCCCACGUGAAGCUGAGGGCCCUCUGCCUGCCUGACUCUGCUGUGUCCGAGGAUAAGUGGCUCUCUGCCUUGGAAGGAACACGGUGGUUGGACCACGUCAGGUCUUGUCUUCGUAAGGCCAGUGACAUUUCAGUCUUGGUGACAUCCCGGGUUCGUUGCGUAGUACUUCAAGAGCGCGGGGAUCGUGAUCUCAAUGGCCUCCUCUCUUCACUCGUCCAGCUGCUUUCAGCCCCCGAAGCCCGAACACUGUUUGGCUUCCAAUCUCUAGUGCAGCGGGAGUGGGUGGCAGCUGGACACCCCUUCCUGACCCGGCUCGGGGGAACUGGGGCCAGUGAAGAGGCCCCAGUGUUUCUUCUCUUCCUCGACUGUGUCUGGCAGCUCCUCCAGCAGUGCCCAGCAGAGUUUGAAUUCUCUGAGUUUCUCCUUCUUGCCCUGCAUGACAGUGUCAGGGUCCCUGAUACCCUAACCUUCCUGAGAAAUACUCCCUGGGAGCGCGGGAAGCAGCGUGCUCAGUUUAACUCUUAUGCACAAGUUUACACCCCAGAGUACUCUCAGCCCUCAGUUGGGAACUCUGUUAACUUGCAGCUGUCUGUUUGGGACUGGGACUUACGCUACAGCAAUGAGCAAAUAUUACAAUUCCAUAAUCCCGGCUAUGCCCCAGAACAUUACCCAGAUUCCUGGUUCAGUAGACAGCAGCCAAGCCUCAUGGUUCCUGGACCCCCCAAUUCUGCGUGGCUCUUCUCUAGAGGGGCACUAACCCCCCUGAAUCAGCUCUGUCCUUGGAGAGACAGUCCCUCCCUGCUGGCAGUCUCUGCUCGAUGGCUCCCUCGACCUGCUGUCUCCUCUGAGAGCCUGGCUGACCAGGAGUGGGGUCUCCCCUCACAUUGGGGAGCCUGCCCUUUACCUCCAGGGCUACUGCUGCCUGGAUAUCUGGGACCCCAGGUCAGGCUCUGGAGACGCUGCUACUUGAGAGGAAGACCCGAGGUCCAGAUGGGCCUCUCAGCUCCCACAAUUGCUGGCCUUCGGGACGAGCUAUCCCACCUCCAGGAGCUAUUAAGAAAAUGGACACCAAGAAUAUCUUCUGAGGAUCAUUCCAAAAAAAGGGACCCAAAUACCAUUCUCCCCAAUCCCCCUGACACUGCUGGUGGGCUCAAAGGCAGGGCUGAGGGAGGUCUGUGGCGAGGAAUCUAUGUAGUCCUGUAGGUUUGCAUUCUCUGGCCAUGCUGCCUCACUUCGCAUUCCAGUUCUUAAACAAGCACAUUUAAUAGACUUGGUUUCUGUAGGAGAUGGUGGUGCUAAUCUCUAGCUCUUCUGUUUCUGAUUCCUAAAGAUAUUUUUGUUCUCUGUGAUUUGAAGAAUUAAACAAAAACUAGCUGGAAUAUGAAAUGACACUUUUUCUGGGGCAAUCCCAUUUCUUUUGGACCAUGACGUUAAAUCAUGAGAUCAGCAAUACUGUUCCUAAUCCCAAAAAGAUGGCCAAGAGACCUCAUCCUCACCCCUUCCUGCUGCUGCCUUAAUUCCAGUUUCUAUUUUUUCCCUUACAGUUUUCUGUGGGAAUGAGGUAGAUUUGGGAAGACACCCACUCCUCCUACUGCAUGUUUUUGUAGUGCUAUUUCUAUUUAAGAAGUUCAAUAAAGCAUAGCAUUUCUACACUUUACUGGCGUUGCUUAUUGUGAUUAAAGAAUCCUAGGUGCCAAAGAAUAACUUGGGGGCUGGAGGAAAAGAAGCACCUCAUAUUACUGCCUCAGAAAUACGGUAACUGGGCAGGUGUGGCGCUGCAGAACUGACGUGCAGUUUAGAAAUAGGGCUUUCUUUCCUGUGUCUCCCACUUAAGAGGUCGAUGGGACAAGAGCCUAUUAAAAUAUCCCUGUAGAUGUGUUCUGGAGGUUGGGGCUCAGAGCUUCAAUUCCAAACAGCCACGAUCCUUGGUCACACCCGUCUUGGAGCCGCCUGAUUCCGUCCCACUAUGCAAUCGCAACGAGGCGACCUCAGACGUCACUCCAGCCGACACUGCGCAACCUACUCCCUUGCGGGAAAAUAAAAUACCUGGGGC